AUGUGGAUGGCGGAGUACUCGAAGGCAAACCCUUCUGCUCAGAUUACUGGACUGGACCUUGAGGUGGCAGAUCAAUCAACCUUACCCGAAAACUGCGUCACACUGGAGGCCGAUUUAGAGCUGAAAUGGCCAUUCACUACCACUUUUGACUAUAUACACACACGGUGGUUGGUUGGAUGCAUCUUUGACUGGCCCAAGUUUUUCCAGCAGUGCUAUGAUCACCUCGAGGAAGGCGGCUGGUUCGAAGCCCUUGACAUAGGGUUCCCAGCGCACUCUUCCGACGGGACCUUGCGCCAGGACAGCCAUCUUGUGGCAUGGAAUGCUUUGCUGACGCGGGCAGCCUCGAUAUCGGGGCGGGAAAUCACCGUCGCGGAGAAAUUUGAACAAAUGAUGCGUCAAGUUGGCUUCAAGAAUGUCACCGUUGUUGAGAAGACGCUACCGCAGAACGCAUGGCCAUCUGAUGACCAGGGGAAGGCGCUCGGCAAAAUUGCCCUUCCCGUGCACAAGUUUGGCCAUGAGCGUUUGGGGCAUGACUUCCUGGUACCCCACUUGAAGUUAUCUCCGGAAGAGGUGGAUGCCAAGCUUCAAGAUGUGUGGAAGGAGAUGGAGGAUGAGACUAUCCAUGCCUGGUGGCCUAUGUAA
Messenger RNA from Penicillium chermesinum, 642 nucleotides. RefSeq names its product S-adenosyl-L-methionine-dependent methyltransferase. The transcript has 3 exons. Lineage: Eukaryota; Fungi; Ascomycota; Eurotiomycetes; Eurotiales; Aspergillaceae. The coding region runs from base 1 to 642 and encodes 213 amino acids. Gene Ontology annotation, molecular function: methyltransferase activity. The record is from RefSeq and is a predicted model, not a curated record.